This is a messenger RNA of Symbiodinium pilosum, 1647 nucleotides long. The record is from the annotation of a GenBank genome assembly. NCBI's taxonomy places the organism in Eukaryota, Dinophyceae, Suessiales, Symbiodiniaceae.
AUGAACCACAUCAAGGAAGCGCUCAUCUCGCUCUCCCCUCAGUCCUACUCAGAGGUCAAAGUUGAUUGGCGUGAGUUCGAGUCUGGCAUGCCCAACAUCUUCAUCGAGGAGGUUCACAGGCUGUUGCCGGCGCACGUCCUUCUGCUCUUGAACAUGAGACGUUUGGGCCACGGCCAGAACAGGCUUUCGUUGCUUUAUGCCAUUCCUCGCUAUGGUUGCCGCUCGCUGACUGUGCUUCUGCCUUUCUUCCCCACCGGGACCAUGGAGCGCGUGGAUCGAGAAGGGGAGGUUGCCACUGCCUCCACACUCUCUCGGAUGAUCUCGGCUGUCCCAAUGACGCCUGGUGGUCCAGCUCGAUUCCUGAUCUUUGACAUACAUGCGCUGCAGAUCAGGUUCUACUUCCAGGACACCAUCCUGCCCGUCCUGCUAUCUGCUAUGCCUCUCCUGCUGAAUCUGCUGAAGACACGAAUCUUUGAAGAUUGGGGGAAGGGAGCUGCUGUUGCUGUGGCCUUUCCAGAUGAGGGUGCCAAGAAGAGAUUUGGAGGCUUCUUUGAAAAGGUCCUCUUCUGCAGCAAAGUACGCGAAGGAGAGAAGAGAGUAGUUCGAGUUGCAGAAGGUGACCCAGAAGGCAAGCACGUCUUCAUCGUGGAUGACUUGUGCAACACAGGCGGGGAAGCCAUUUCCACCUUUGUCAGCCCCUGUAGCCUGAUGCUAAACCUGUACUUGCUGAGUGCGGCAGCUGUGCUCGUAGCUUGCCUGAGCUAUGCCGCCAUCCGUUCAACUUCAACAGACGUCUCUGUUUGGGUCAUCAUCCUUUCCAGACGAGAUGCCCUGGCACGGAGAGCAGCAGUCCGAGAUCUCUGGCGAGCUGCUAGCCGAGAGAACUGCAGAGUUUCUUUUCAGUUCCUCAUUUGCCAGAAGCCGCAGCCGUCGUUGCAUCUCGCGGCGCAGCUAGACGAGGAGCGUGAAGAAUUUGGAGAUCUUGAAAUGCUGGACUGCGAAGAAGGCUACGGCAAAGGGAGGCUGGUACAAAAAGUCUUGGCUGGCAUGAAGCACUUUUUGUCGCGGUCUGCGUCCUCGGACUUCUUCAUGAAAGUCGACGACGAUUCCUUUGUGGCCUGGAGCCGCUUGUGCCCGCGACUGCGCAGUAUUGCGCCAAGCUAUGCGUAUGCUGGAAUGCCCGACAUGGUCAACAGGACAGAUUGGUGGUUCAACAACACAGAGAGUCCCAACUAUGACCCCUGGGAGAAUUGGCCAUAUGAGCUUUAUCCUUUCCAUAUGGCUGGGGGCCCAGGAUAUCUUAUCAGUUCAGAGUUGCUUCGUCACGUCGCCGUGGAUUUUAUGACGGCGCCGCUUUCUUGGAAUGAGGAUAAAGCAGUGGGGAUUGCUAUUCAUAGGGCCAACAGUAGUGGAUUACCGGUGAGAUACCAUUACCUCCAUAUGGAUGAUGGUGAGUCGGAGGACCCUCCUUACGCUGGGAACUGGAGUGACUACCCAUAUCUAUCACAGCAUCAACUGAGCGGCGAGUCGAUACGAUGCCUGCACAGGGUGGAAGCCACAGGUGGAAAUGUUGAUGCUUGCUACAGGCACACAAAGUGGCUGUAUGAACUUAUUCAACAGCAGCGGCACACAGGGAACGACAGCUGA